Molecule: messenger RNA, 1785 nt
Organism: Alternaria atra
Lineage: Eukaryota; Fungi; Ascomycota; Dothideomycetes; Pleosporales; Pleosporaceae
Exons: 2
Coding region: 1-1785 (594 amino acids)
Source: RefSeq, a predicted model, not a curated record
AUGCGCCACUCAUCUCGCGCCACAGCUGCUGCCAUGGCAGUAACCGCCAACGCAGCCUCGCUGACCGACCUCUGCACAGUAUCAAAUGUGCAAGCCUCUCUCCCUUCCAAUGGCACUCUCCUCGGUCUCGAUUUACUACCUGGGACUGUGACUGCCAGUGCUGUCUACAAUGCUACCCUUGGAGGUGGUGGCAUGGCAUCGUCAACGAGUACUGAUGGUACUACCUAUAACUACUGUAACGUCACCGUUAGCUACGCCCAUACCGGAAAGGGCGAUGCCGUUCCCCUCAUGUUUGCCUUCCCCGAGCCUUCAAACUUUGCCAAUCGUUUUUACCUUUCUGGUGGUGGAGGCUAUGCACUGUCUAGCGAUGCUACUGGAGGUCUGCCAUAUGGCGCUGCCUCUGGAGCCACAUCGGCAGGCUACGAUGCUUUCAAUCAGAACUUUGAUGCGGCGGUAUUAUACGGUAACGGAACCAUCAACUGGGAUGCCACCUACGCCUUCGCCUACACCGCCCUUGGAGAGUUGACGAAAAUCGGAAAACCGGUCACACAGGCCUUCUAUGGGCUGAAUGAUACCAAGGUCUACACUUAUUUUGAGGGGUGCUCUGACGGUGGUCGCGAAGCUAUGAGCCAAGUUCAGCGCUGGGGUGAGGAGUACGACGGCGUUGUGGCUGGUGCACCCGCAUUUCGCUUUGCCCAGCAGCAGGUUUUGCAUGUCUACCCUGCCUCCAUCAACGCUAUCAACGACUACUACCCCCCACCAUGCGCAUUGGAUAAGAUCGUCAACGCAACGAUUGCUGCUUGUGAUCCUCUUGACGGACGUACUGAUGGUGUCAUCUCCCGUACCGACCUUUGCAAACUCAACUUCAACCUUAGCUCUUUGAUCGGUGAAAGCUACUACUGCGCUGCCCAGACCAGUACCUCCCUCGGCUUCGGCUUCAGCAAGCGCGGUCUCAACAAGCGUCAGAUGCCAGGAAGCCAGACCAGCGCUCAGCCCGAACAGAACGGCACUAUUACUGCUGAUGACAUUGCGUUAGCGCAGGGUGUCUACGAUGGUCUACACAACUCCAAGGGUGAGCGCGCAUACCUAUCUUGGCAGAUCGGCUCGGAGCUUAGCGACGCUGAGCCGACGUACAACAAUGCGACCGGCGAGUGGGACCUCAGCAUCCCUUCCACUGGUGGCGAGUAUGUGACCAAGUUCGUCCAGCUGCUCGAUUUGGACAACCUUGCCAACCUUGACAACGUUACCUACGAUACACUUGUAGAAUGGAUGAACAUUGGCAUGGUCCGCUACCUCGACAGCCUGCAAACCACGCUCCCCGACCUCACUCCUUUCCAAUCUUCCGGUGCCAAGAUGAUCCAUUACCACGGCGAAUCUGAUCCUUCCAUCCCCGCUGCUUCCUCGGUCCACUACUGGCAGUCUGUCCGGUCAAUCAUGUACCCCAACAUGACCGAUGCUGAAGCUCAGGAAGCCAUGGCUGACUGGUACCAAUUCUACCUCGUUCCCGGCGCGGCGCACUGCAAUGCCAAUGCCCUUCAGCCUGGCCCUUACCCGCAAGAUAACAUGGCUACCAUCAUCGACUGGGUUGAGAACGGAGUGAAACCCAGCCGCCUCAACGCAACGGUGGCGUCAGGUACAAACGCUGGCGAGAUGCAACAGCUUUGCCAGUGGCCUAGCCGGCCGCUUUGGUCUGGAAACAGCUCCGAUUUCGAGUGUGUGGAGGACAAGGCGUCCAUCGAGAGUUGGACUUACACUUUUGAUGCUUUCAAGGUUCCGGUGUACUAG